Molecule: messenger RNA, 4379 nt
Organism: Paramuricea clavata
Lineage: Eukaryota; Metazoa; Cnidaria; Anthozoa; Malacalcyonacea; Plexauridae
Source: the annotation of a GenBank genome assembly
AUGAAAUAUGCCGGACGACAUAACCUUGGGUAAGUUACUUAAUUAAAAUGUCAAAGUAUUAACUUGGCAAUAUUUUGAAGAAUGGGCUCAAUGUCCAAGAUCGUGGCACUACCAGCCUCAAAAAACGGCAAAACAUAGGUCAACUGGCUGGUUUUGGUUGUAGAUUGUGAUACUAUAUGUGACUGCAGUUUAGAAAUUCAACACGCGUAUGUAAUUAACGGGAUUAGUGCAAGAUUAGUGUAUCAUUGCGCUAAUUAUUCUGAGUUGAAGUUACGCCAAACGGCGAAACAAAAACCACAAUGACACAAGUAUCAUUACUGUUAUUCGUGUCUAGUUUUCCCUUUCUUUCAAGCGCUUUUGUGUGCUCGAAGUCGCCAAGCAACCAGGACGAAGUGCUUCAAAUCCAUCUUGUUCCGCACACUCAUGACGAUGUCGGUUGGCUCAAAACUGUUGAUCAAUAUUAUUACGGCGCUAAUAACAGCAUUCAAAUAGCAGGCGUUCAAUACAUCCUUGAUUCAGUGAUCCCAGCAUUAGAAGCAAACCCUGUGAGGCAUUUUAUCUACGUUGAAAUUGCGUUCUUUAAAAGAUGGUGGCAACAACAGACCCCGACUAUGCAGGCCAGAGUGAAAGCACUUGUCCACAGAGGACAAUUGGAAUUUAUUAAUGGUGGAUGGUGCAUGAACGAUGAAGCGACAACUCAUUAUAACGCUAUCAUAGAUCAAAUGACCCUCGGGUUACAAUUCAUCGAUAAAAAUUUUGGCUCAAAAGCUCGGCCAAGAGUCGCAUGGCAUAUAGAUCCGUUUGGACACUCGGCAGAACAAGCUUCUCUCUUUGCGCAAAUGUCUUUCGAAGGGUUUUUCUUUGCGCGAAUUCACUACGAAGAUAUGCAAAAGCGCACUGACGAAAAACGCAUGGAACUAAAAUGGCGUGGUAGCCAGAGCCUUGGGGAGGCCUCGGAGAUAUUCACUGGGGUAUUAUACGAUUUUUACAACCCUCCCAAAGGGUUCUGUUUUGAUAAUUUGUCUUGCAAAGAUCCACCAAUUCAGGAUGAUCCUAGAUUAUUUGGCGACAAUGUUAAGCAGCGUGUCGACUUGUUCGUUAAAGAAGCAUGCGAGCAAGCGUCGCAUUAUAAGUCUGGUCAUAUUAUGCUCACCAUGGGAAGUGAUUUUACGUAUCAAAACGCUAAUCCAUGGUUUAAGAACCUGGACAAACUAAUCACGCAUGUCAAUAAGGUAUUUACCUUCUUAGGUUACACUUUGGAAAUAGGGGGGGGUGAUAGCCUUUGGUCCCUGUGAUAUGUCGUUUCCCUGUCACAUGUGAGAAAAGUGCUUUCCAAUUUGAGUCUACCAAAAACCGAAGACUUUCUCCGGCUAACAGCCUAACACUGAACCUUAUUGGACCUCUAGAGUGAACAGUUUAGACAUAAAGUUUUCUUCACGUUCCCAGCUGUAGAAAUGGACGACCCUGACUGGACUUCUGGGGAGAACAGUUUAGAAUUGAUAAAGUUAACCUGUAUAAAUGUAGUUACAGCUGCGGUGCGAGAUACACUACCUAAAAAAUAGAAAUGACAAACCGACCAUUCAAAGAUUUUUGUUGUUUAGGACGGUAGGGUGAAUGCAUUUUACUCCACACCAUCAAAAUAUCUUGAUGCAGUAAAAGGAAUGGAGGUGGAGUUAAAGACAGACGAUUUCUUUCCUUAUGCAGACUGUCCUGGUUGUUAUUGGACGGGUUUUUACACCAGCAGACCUGCACUGAAAGGCUAUGUGAGAAGAAAUAAUAAUUUACUACAGGUAGUGGUCAAAUGUUGUCCUUCAUCAUCACUACUACCAUUAGCAUAAUCAUCACUAUCAUCACCAUAUAAUCACCUCUAUGAUCAAUACCACCAUCAUGUAAUCACCAUUAUCAUCAAUAACACCAUAAUCAUCAUCUCCAUCAUAUAAUCACCACUGUGAUCUAUACCACCAUUACUAUAACACCACAAUCAUCAUCCACAUCAUUAUCAUCACCACCAUCAUCCCAACCACCAUCUCUAUCACCAUCAUCAUCAACAGAAUCACCAACUCACCAUCACUUUCACCAUCAUCGUUAUAAUUUCCAUCAUACUAGGUAUGUAAACAACUUGAAGUUCUGGGCAAACUUGGAGAGUCUGAUCCCAGUUCAGAAACAUUACGAGAUGCCAUGGGUGUAGCACAACAUCAUGAUGCAGUGAGUGGCACUGAAAAACAACAUGUUGCAUUUGAUUAUGCCAAACGUCUGGCAAUUGGAGCUCAACAAUGUAAGGUAGGGAAUCUCAGCUAUUAUUACGUAUCUUAAUUAUACCGCUUUCUAGUGCUUAAUGAAGCUUUAUUUAAGUAUGUUUGAGAUAAUGCAGCACUUUUCUUGAAUGCGUGUAACUCUAAAGUGAUCAGAUGUUAUACAGAACUCAUAUGUGAGUAAAACGCGAUUAGAUUAUGCAGAAUGCUUAGAUUUUCAACAAUAUUUUGUAUGCCAUAUUUCAGAUGGUGAUCAACUCCGCUCUGAACAAAGUCAGUCAACGACAACAUGUCGACGCUAAUAUCCAAUAUACAUUCUGUGACCACCUCAAUAUCAGUAUAUGCCCUGCUUCAGAGGUCACUGAAUCAUUUACUAUCACCGUAUACAACCCCAUUGCUCGAAAUAUCGAUACCAACAUCCGAAUCCCAGUGUCAAGUCUGUCGGUCAGAGUACUUGGACCAAAUGGUACACAGGUUUCGUAUACUGUGCUACCAGUGACCAAUGUCACCAAAUAUGUCCGUGGUAAGCGUGGAAACGCCCCAUAUGAGCUGGUCUUCCCAGCUAGCGAUCUUCCUCCUCUUGGUCUAGCUAUGUAUGAAGUAAAAUUUGGUCCUAAUUUUCCUAAAAUGUCAGGCUAUAAAACACCUGUCCUUAAACAAAGGAAACGCGACGAUGUUGAUGUUUUCGGUCACAAUGUUCACAAGAGGUCAGGAUUUAACAAACUAGAGCUUUCUCCAAACAGUAAUUAUUCUAUCGAGAAUCAGUAUCUGCGAUUGACAUUUUCUACUGACACUGGGCGUCUGGUUGAAGUCGAAAAUUUGAAAUCCAAAAUAACGCUAUCAAUUGACCAGCAAUUUUACUGGUACGAGGCUAAUGGUUCGGGGGCUUAUAUAUUUGACCCAAAAUUAAAUAAACCGAGCGACGUGAGUCUUGGGAACAAGGCAAAGAUAAGCAUUUUUCAAAGCAAGGAUUUACAAGAAGUGCAUCAAGUUUUUACGCCUUGGGUGAGUCAGACUGUUAGAUUAUAUUCAAACAAACCGUACGCUGAAUUUGAAUAUACUGUUGGACCAAUUAAAAAAGCUCCGUCCCCUCGUGUUGGAAAAGAAGUGAUUUCGAGGUUUGAUACAAGUUUGAAGACGAAUGGUGUUUUCUACACAGAUGCCAAUGGACGAGAAAUGCAGAUAAGGAAACGAAAUUAUCGACCGACAUGGACAUAUCAAAGUGAGUAGAUCUUGGUAUAUAAUGUGGUUAGUUAGGUUCAAGUUAGGAUGAGGCAACAUCGUUCCUCUUGAGGUUAGAUUUUAGGUUAAGGAAAAGUUAAGGUUUGGUUAACCAAGCCUCUUCGUUCCAGGCCAUUCCUCUGGCUUAGGGGUUGACAGUUAACCCAUCACCACAGCUAACAUUUUCCCAUAUCUUUUUCAUUAGAUACAGAACCUGUUGCAGGGAACUAUUACCCGGUCAACAGUCGAGCUUACAUCAAAGAUGAGUCUGGUGUUCAACUGACCAUAAUGACAGACCGCUCAUUAGGAGGCUCGAGUAUAAAAGAUGGUUCCUUGGAGUUCAUGGUACAUCGUAGGUUACUCCACGAUGAUGGAAGAGGUGUUAAUGAAGCCUUGAAUGAACCAGGAAUUAACGGACGAGGUCUUAUUGUCCGAGGGAAACUUUUACUUCUAGUUGAAGAAGCAAAAUCGUCGGCAAAAUUACAUCGCGCUGUUGGCGAGGAAGAAAUGUUACGUCCUUCGCUAGCUUUCUCAGCAGGUAGUAAUGACCAAGCUAGUUACCAAGCCUUGAAUCGGUCAUUACCAGCAAAUGUUCAUCUGUUAACAUUAGAAAGUUUCGACAAGUCUGUGUUGCUACGUCUAGAACAUCAGUUUGCUGUGGGUGAAGAUGUUGAACUUUCAAAAGCUGUCACAGUUCAAUUGAAAGGUUUGUUUCAAGAUUUCACCAUCUUGGCCGUCACUGAACUCAACCUCAGUGCAAACCUGGUGAAGAGUCAGCGCCAACAUACAGUGGAAUGGAAACGAGCUAAGCGACGAAACAAAAUUCUGGUCCCGACCGAUGAUUUUGAGAUUACAUUGAAGCCGAUGGAAAUUAGAACAUUUAAACUUGACAUUGAAUGGAAUUGA